AUCCCCUCAGUGGUUGAACUCAACUCCUCCCCUUUUAUUAUACUUUCCCAUACUGCAUUGCGGUGAAUUAUGGACCAAAUUGACAAUGACCUGCAAGGCACGGACGGCUCGGGGAGUCUUGGGGGCCCUGAUGUCCGCAGACGCAUCCCCAUCAAACUCAUCUCCAAACCAACCAUCAGGAGCAAACCUGCUCCCCGGACACAAAGACCCAUGGGCAGGCAGCCCUCCAAACCCCAGGCCGGGGAUGAAGAGAGUUUUAGCUUCAAGCAAGAGGAGAGGUUCGACUGUGGUACCAAGGCUGGGGAUGUGUUUGCAAGUCAACGGAAGUUCCCCCAGCAAAUGUUUUGGGACUUUAAGUUGAAUUUGAUAGGUGAAAAGGAUGACAUUCCAGCACACUUUUGUGACAAGUGUGGUCUGCCCAUAAGGAUCUAUGGACGCAUGAUUCCAUGCAAACAUGUAUUCUGUUAUGAGUGUGCGUUGCUCCACGAGAAGAAGGGAGACAAGAUGUGCCCAGGUAUGCAGCUCUUCAGCUGCACAGACCCGGUCCAGCGCAUCGAACAGUGUCUGCGGGGCUCCCUCUACAUGUGCAGCAUUGUGAAGGGCUGCAAGCGCACCUACCUUUCCCAGCGUGACCUGCAAGCCCACAUCAACCACCGCCACAUGAGGGCAGCCAAGGCCUUGGCAAGCCGCCAGGAUGCCCUGCACCUUCCCCCAUCCACAGAGGUACCUGACCGCUUCCGCGUGCCCCCGCCUCACCUGCCCAAGACCCAAGGGCACCUCCCGCCCCCUCUCCAACACGGGGGUCAUGACCCCUACGGUCAGCCACCACCGGCUUCCCAUGAUGCACCUCCUCUUUCCCAGGAGACCUUCCGCAUUGCCACAGUAACUACACGCGCACGCAGCAACCUCAUCACCGUGCCAAUCCAGGAUGACUCCGCUUCUUCCUCUACCUCUUCCUCCCGUGACCCUCUCCCUCCUGGCCCGGGCCCUGCUCCACCCCCACACCACCAUCCUGGGGACUACCCUGGUCAGCCUGUAGUGUCCCAUCCCCACCACAUGAUGGCACCACCGCAACAGCACUAUGGCCCUCCACCUCCUCCCCCUCCACCCAUCAACCACCCCAUGCAGCACCCGCCCCAGGGCUCUGGGACACCCCACAUGGUGUACAACCAGGCCGGCCCUCCCCCGCCUAUGUCCAACGCACCCCCUCCCAUUACCCCCCCGCCAGGACACAUCAUGGGUCAGAUGCCCCACAUGAACCACCCUCCUCCAGGCCCCCCACCUCAACACGGUGGUCCUCCAGUCAAGCCCCCUCCCCACCACUACAACCCUAACUCCAUGCAGCAAUUCCCUGAGGACCAGGGCACACUCAGUCCCCCUUUUAACCAGCAAGGGGGUCUGAGCCCUGGGAUGUGGCCUGCCCCUCGAGGGCCUCCUCCUCCAAGGAUGCAGGGCCCCCCACCUCAGGGCCAGAUGCCUGGACCCCAUCACCCCGAUCAGUCCCGCUACCGCCCUUAUUAUCAGUAAACUCUCAACUCCCCACAAAGUCAGGGGCAUUGUUUGACUUGUCCCUUUUCCUCUCCACUGGUUUGAAUAAUGUGAACAUGAGUCUCUGGGUUCUGUAUGACUGUCAUUUCUAUGGAAACACUUUAAAGAGACUAGUCUAUGGUGAAUGUAUGUAUGUAGCUGUUCACUUUUAUUGAUAUGAACCUUUUGGACUGUCAAAUGAGCAACGAUACAUUUGAAUCGCUCCUGUAUUUGUCUCCAAUGGACAUUGUUGUAUCUUGAAAAAUUUUGGUUUGAUGACGUCUCAAUAAAUAUUUUCUAACAAAA
Oncorhynchus tshawytscha (Chinook salmon) is the source of this 1833-nucleotide messenger RNA. RefSeq names its product E3 ubiquitin-protein ligase Hakai-like. The record is from RefSeq and is a predicted model, not a curated record. Gene Ontology annotation, biological process: regulation of cell adhesion; protein ubiquitination. NCBI's taxonomy places the organism in Eukaryota, Metazoa, Chordata, Actinopteri, Salmoniformes, Salmonidae. Gene Ontology annotation, molecular function: ubiquitin protein ligase activity.